CUCUAGAUUCAUUAUCAUAGGGAUCCCUAAAGCGCAAACAAGGGGUCUGUGGUCUCUCCUCCCACCCCACCCCCAAGAUUUUGUUCCAGUGUUGAAACCCCUGGAUAUCCUUCAGAGACCCUUGAGGGUCACCAGAUCCCACUUUGAUAACACAGAUCUUGAGAAUUAAAAAAAAAAAAAUCACACAUUGCAUAUUAAACGCAGCUCACUAAAUGUUAUUGCACACGCUUCAGACAUGUACGCCUGUGCCAAGUUCGUAACCGUCCCUUCUGUGCUCCGUGGAGGCUCCAGGGUACUGGCCCGGCCUGUCUCUGUGUCCGUCUUCAACAGACCUGAAGCCAGAACUGAGCAGGCAGCCAUCUUGCCUGUGAAUGAGGCAUCUCUUCUGAACGCGAGGCGGAGCUUUCAGACCAGUGCUCUUUCCAGAGACAUUGACACUGCAGCAAAGUUCAUUGGUGCUGGUGCUGCUACAGUGGGGGUCGCUGGAUCAGGAGCUGGAAUCGGGACUGUGUUUGGUAGCCUGAUCAUUGGCUAUGCCAGGAAUCCAUCCCUGAAACAACAGCUUUUCUCUUAUGCCAUCUUGGGGUUUGCCCUGUCUGAGGCCAUGGGGCUGUUCUGUCUGAUGGUGGCAUUCCUUAUCCUGUUUGCCAUGUAAUUUAGGCCUCUCUUCUUUGCCCAAGCGACCAUCCAGGGAUCAGAAUCUGAAGCACAGCUCACAAGGCCGUAGCUAUGCCAUUCCAACAAAUGACUAGAAAUAUAUUGUCCAUUUUCUCCCCUUCCUUCCCUCCAUGAGGUUUUUAUGUAAUUUCUCACUAUAGUUUGGGACAGUCUGUCUAAAUAAAUGGGUGGGAUGACUUUA
Molecule: messenger RNA, 859 nt
Organism: Neoarius graeffei (lesser salmon catfish)
Lineage: Eukaryota; Metazoa; Chordata; Actinopteri; Siluriformes; Ariidae
Gene: atp5mc1
Product: ATP synthase membrane subunit c locus 1
Exons: 5
Coding region: 236-655 (139 amino acids)
Biological process (GO): proton motive force-driven ATP synthesis; proton transmembrane transport
Molecular function (GO): proton transmembrane transporter activity
Source: RefSeq, a predicted model, not a curated record